Callorhinchus milii (elephant shark) is the source of this 950-nucleotide messenger RNA. RefSeq names its product receptor (G protein-coupled) activity modifying protein 2 (gene ramp2). Gene Ontology annotation, molecular function: coreceptor activity. NCBI's taxonomy places the organism in Eukaryota, Metazoa, Chordata, Chondrichthyes, Chimaeriformes, Callorhinchidae. Gene Ontology annotation, cellular component: signaling receptor complex; cell surface; membrane. The record is from RefSeq and is marked provisional. Gene Ontology annotation, biological process: calcium ion transport; G protein-coupled receptor signaling pathway; intracellular protein transport.
AGAUCUCACAUUAGGAUCUCAGAUCCCGCCAUGUCGCUGCUGUGUGGAGGCUAUAUUCUCUGCUGCCUCCUCCUCUCCCUCCUGCUGCCUCUGACCCAGACUCAAAUCCCCGCCAACAAAAGUACCCUGGAGCAGGCUAAUGGAUCAACAGCAUGGAGUGUCAUCGUGGGGGACUUCACACCACAGAAUCUUUGUUACCCACCAACCGAAGCGUUCCUCAACUGGAUAAUAUCGAUGAAACAUGUCGCAGAAAGCAUCCCAAUGAACAGGGGAACGUUCUCUGACAAUGAAACUCAACCCAAUGAACUUACAUCAAGCAACUCCGUACUAGAGAACAUUAAUGAUACAUGGACGUCUGAAAUCAUAUGUACCAAGCUCAUAAUCUGGCUCAAAAAUACAGUUGCAAUCCUGCAGCAAACGUAUGGUGAAACUAUGGACAAUUUCUUCUGGGCUAAACAUCGCUGUCUUCCGAGGUUUGCAUUUGAAAUGGAAAGAAUUGGAGCUUCGCAAUGGUGUAACUGGACGUUGGUGAUUAGACCGUACAGUGUCCUGUCCGGUUGCACUGAGUUGGUGAUGGAGUCCCUUGGAUCCUACUGGCCGAACGAAGAAGGCAAGCGUUUGCUGAUGUCCCAGCAUGAUCGCUAUUUCCGGAACUGCACCCUGCCCCAGGUGCCACUGAUGCACCCUCCGCAGGAAACUGUACUGGUUCUCAUCAUCACGCCCAUCUGCAUCAUCCCCAUUAUGGUGGGCCUGGCAGUGUGGUACAAUAGGGGCAGUGAGAACAAGUCAGAAAUAGGUACACGUUCAUCCUAGAGCCUCGUUCACCAUCUUCCCAUAACUAUAAGUUAGGCAGGUUUUCUUACUCCACGCACACGCCAUUUUUACCCAGCAGUAAGUAGGAAACCGGUUGUUAGUCGAUUGGCGGAUCGCUUUUCUGUGGAUAAUAAUCU